Molecule: messenger RNA, 940 nt
Organism: Apus apus (common swift)
Lineage: Eukaryota; Metazoa; Chordata; Aves; Apodiformes; Apodidae
Gene: MEOX1
Product: mesenchyme homeobox 1
Exons: 3
Coding region: 1-735 (244 amino acids)
Biological process (GO): positive regulation of transcription by RNA polymerase II
Cellular component (GO): nucleus
Molecular function (GO): RNA polymerase II cis-regulatory region sequence-specific DNA binding; DNA-binding transcription factor activity, RNA polymerase II-specific
Source: RefSeq, a predicted model, not a curated record
AUGGAUCCCACCAGCAGCAGCUGCAUGCGCAGUCCACAGCCUCCUGCCCCACUCUGGGGGUGCCUGCGGGGCACACAUGUGGAUGUCACCUCAGCUUCAGGGCUGAACCACUACCCAUCAGCACCCUUCUCCUUCCAUCAAAAAUCAGAUUUUGCUUCUUACUCUGAUUUCUCAACCCCCUGUCUGGUGACUGCUCCCCACAGCUUCCCACACGAGGAGCGGGCAUUUGUGGAACAGCACCCUUCUUUCCAACACUCUGACUGGCAUUUUGCAGCAACUGAGGCCAGACGACAACUAAAUCCAGGACUGGCUCUGGGCUCUGGGGGGUCAGAUGGCAGCAGCCCAAAUCUAGUGAGUAUGAACGAAGAUGAUGAGGUACCAGUAAAUACUACAAAUGAGACUGAGAAAAAGACAUCCAAAAGAAAAAAGGAAAACUCAGAAAACCAGAACUCAAGUAACAAGGCAGAAACAAGCAGCAAAUCACGGAAGGAAAGGACAGCUUUCACAAAGGAGCAGCUACGGGAGCUGGAAGCUGAAUUUGCUCACCAUAACUACUUGACAAGGCUCAGGAGAUAUGAGAUAGCUGUGAACCUGGAUCUCACCGAGAGACAAGUCAAAGUAUGGUUUCAAAACAGAAGGAUGAAGUGGAAACGUGUUAAAGGUGGGCAACCAGUAUCCCCACAUGAACAUGACACAGAAGAUGUGGACUCUGCUGCCUCCCCCAGCUCUGACUAGCCCUUGCAGCAAUCGGAGUAUGGAGAAAGUGGAUGUAACACCAUGUGAUGAUCCUGCCUGCAAAACCUGUAGCCCAGAGUUUUUAAAAGGUAUAUGAUACUUUAGGUUACAGAGGCAAUUAAAAAACAAAACAAAACAAAGGGGAAAAAAACACAAGAGUGGGCAAGAUUUUUAUCUGACUGACAUUAAAUCUCUCUAGAAUUGU